Molecule: messenger RNA, 1084 nt
Organism: Hyposmocoma kahamanoa
Lineage: Eukaryota; Metazoa; Arthropoda; Insecta; Lepidoptera; Cosmopterigidae
Product: ervatamin-B-like
Exons: 6
Coding region: 63-1046 (327 amino acids)
Cellular component (GO): lysosome
Molecular function (GO): cysteine-type endopeptidase activity
Source: RefSeq, a predicted model, not a curated record
AUAAAGCCCAGCAGGCUGUCAGCCGCCAUUCAACGGUACCACCCACUGCUAACCGAACAAUAAUGGUUACGUUUGCGUUUGUUCUUUUGACCGCUGUCGUGGCAGCUCUGGCGAAUCCAGACUUGCUGUACGAUUUAGAAGACGCGGAAGAACAUUUUCAAGAAUUCAUCGAUUUGUACGGAAAGCAAUAUAAUAGUUCUGAAGAAAAGGCAUAUAGGUUCGAAAUAUUUAAGCAGUCUCUUAUAAAGCACAACAAACAAAAUUUGGAUAACCCACUUGCUGACUUUGGGAUCCAUGAGUAUUCUGAUUUAUCUCCUGACGAAUUCGGGAAACUCCGAACUGGUUACGUUCCACUUGGCGGCGAUAAUUGUAAAUUACAGCAGACACCCGAAGACAAUCCGCCAGCCAGCUGGGAUUGGCGAAAUUAUAACGCUGUAGGACGUGUUAAAGCUCAGGGACAAUGUGGUUCCUGCUGGACUUUCUCUGCAAUUGGUAAUGUGGAGGGCCAAUACGCCAUUAAACAUGGGAGCAUAAUACAUUUAUCUGAGAAACAACUCCUCGAUUGUGAUACCGAAGCAGCCGGCUGCGAUGGAGGAUGGCCGAGGCAGGCUUUCACAUUUCUCCAACAAGUUGGUGGAGUGAUGACGGAAAAAGACUAUCCUUACAGUCCUGUGCAACAGAGAUGCUCCUUUGAUAAAAGGAAGGUGAGGGUUCAAGUGACCGGGUGCGACAAGUGGCGCUUCUCGAAUGAGGAAGACAUCAAAAAAGUGCUGCACAAACGCGGACCUUUGUCAGUCGUUAUCGAUGCUACCGACAUGGGUGGUUACAAUGGGAAACUCGUAACUAAAUGCCGUCAUUAUCCAGGAUCUCGUGGACUUCAUGCAGUGCUAUUGGUGGGCUAUGGUUCUGAAAAUGGCGUCAACUACUGGGUAUUCAAAAACUCGUGGGGCACCACAUUUGGCGAGAACGGCUACUUCAAGGCGCAGCGAGGAAUCAACAUCUGCGGCUUGUUGGAUUUCUAUGUCUCCAGUUCUAUAAUUGCUUGAAGCGUUUUUGAUCACUAUCUGUACUAAUAAAUCGGCGU